AUGUCUGAAGAAACAAUUUCAAUGGCAACAAUUAAAAUUGAACCCCUUGAAUAUCCUCAAGUUAAACAAGAAUUUGAUGAUUAUGAAAUAACAGAAAUAUAUCCUGAAAAUGAAGAAACACCUCCACAGCUAUUCUUAAAAUCUGAGGAAGAAAUAAAGCUUGAAACCAUUGAUGAGCAAGAUGUUUGUUCUAGUGAAGACGAUGCAAACUUAGAUCAAACAACCUAUAAUUCGAAACAACUCCUAAAAUGUAAAACAUGCAACAAAACAUUCAAAACAAAUUAUAAAUUAAAACAACAUGAAAUUAUCCAUACCGGAGAACGCCCUCAAAGAUGUGAGACCUGCGAUAAAACAUUUAAAACAAAACAGGCUUUAAACCUACACAAAUCGAUACACAUUCAAGAACGCCCUUAUAAAUGUCAAACAUGUGAUAAAACAUUCAAAACCAAAGGAUUAUUAAACCAACAUGAAAUUAUUCACAACGCAGAACGUUGUCAUAAAUGUGAAAUAUGCAACAAAGUAUUUACCAAACAAUGUUUAUUAAUCCAACAUAAAAUAAUACAUACUGGAGAACGCCCUUACGAAUGUGAUUUGUGCAACAAAACAUUCAUUAGACAAGAUGCCUUAAAAGUGCAUCAAAUGAUCCACACUGGAGAACGUCCUCAUAAGUGUACCACAUGCAAUAAAGCAUUCUCAAGAAAAGAAGCAUUACAUCAACAUCAAUUAUUACACACCGGAGAACGCCCAUUUAAAUGUGCUUUGUGCAAUAAAGCAUUCAGGAUAAAAAAAGAAUUAAAACAACAUGAGCUUAUCCAUACUGGAGAACGACCUCACAAAUGUGCGAUAUGCAAUAAAGCAUUCAAAACAAAACAAGAGUUAAAACUACAUGAAAAGAUCCAUACUGAAGAACGCCCCUAUGAGUGCAAUAUAUGCAAUAAAACAUUCAAAGUGAAACAAUCUUUAAACCAACAUACAAAGAUUCAUUCUGGAGAACGACCUUACCAAUGUGAUAUUUGCAAAAAAGCAUUUUUGAGAAAGGAUGCUUUGUUUCAACAUCAGAAAAUUCAUACAGCGAAACAAGGUUAA
Messenger RNA from Ctenocephalides felis (cat flea), 1086 nucleotides. Its product is annotated as gastrula zinc finger protein xLCGF3.1-like. The coding region runs from base 1 to 1086 and encodes 361 amino acids. The record is from RefSeq and is a predicted model, not a curated record. NCBI's taxonomy places the organism in Eukaryota, Metazoa, Arthropoda, Insecta, Siphonaptera, Pulicidae. The transcript has a single exon.